ACCUGACCUUGACCUAGCUUGAAGAAAGCUUGGCCAUGGCUUCCACUGAUGACUUCGAUGACAAUGUGAGCACAGUCAGCCUCACGGAUUCUGAAGCGCCUGAAUGGACCAAAUCGUCGACGUCGUCAAUCAGCACCAACCCGUUGGAAGAUUUGGCAGCAGAAUCCAAUUUGACCAGGGCUGCUCGGUGUGUCCAGCUUUGCUGGGCCAUCCUGUUUAAAGAAUUGGGGAAGAACACUUUGCAGGAGUCCAUGCUCGUGCAAGUUCAUGCCACUUCUUCAGCCUGCACUGGGGCACGCUGAGAUGGGCCAAGCGGUCAUUCAGAAAACAAUCAAUUCCUCCAAAAAACUGGACCGCAUGGUUGAAUUUACGAGCAUCAGAGCGCAUGAGACCAACAAGGGCUGCAGACAGCUCAUUGCGGAUCAUGUUCGCUGGUGUGGGACAGUGACCAACGAUCACUCACAGCCAUGUGUUCAUGGCGACCUCACUCAAAUCAUGCCAAGCAACAGCUUUGACCCUGAGAGCGGUUUCGAAGCCAAGGCAGCCCAGAUCAACCAAGCCAAGCUUCGCACCACCCAAUAUUGCUUUACGCAUGACCACCAGUGUCCAAUUUUUGGGAAGAGGGCUAGAGAAGUGGACCUGGAUGUGAGUGGGCUACCUUGCCCAGACUUUUCACGGGCUGGUGUAGAGAGAGGAAAAGAGGGACCCACAGCGAUGCUUUUCUGCAGCCAUGCCAAGUUUCAUGCUGCUUGGCAAACCCCAAUGCUGAUCAUCGAGAACGCGCCGGACCUGGAUUUGGGAAUGAUCACGUACUUGUAUUCCAAGCACUACAGGAUUCGGUGCCUGCGCGUGAUGCCAGCCCAUCAGGGGCACGCUGGUGUAGCCAGGGAGAGGGUCUACUUGAUUUUGACUUUGAAGAAGAGUGUAGUGGAGAUUGCAAAUCCUGAAAACAUGUACAAGAAGGUGUCAGACUUCAUCAUGAGCUGGGUCUGUACAGAACCGAAGGACUACAUGGUAUCCACCACGGCGGAGUACUACAGGGAGGCUUCCAAAACUGCCAGGACACGUGGUAUGCCUCUACGGCCCGUAUCCAACACUGAUCUUAAAGUCUAUUCACCGAUCCGGCGCCAGCGAUUCCAAGAGGAUGCUCUGGAUUCUCCGUACUCGAUGAGGUAUUUGCUGAACCAGCGGGAAAAAGCGGCGAUUGCCUUUACCAGUCAGCUGUACAAGCGCCGGCGCUCGCGAGAUGCUGCAGCGGACCCAAAUCUCUUCUUGAAUUUGAGCGACAACCCUGGGAGGCGCCUGUCUUGGAGUGGUUCAUGGGGAUGUUUGCCGACGUUCCGGACCAACAGCACACGCUUCUACAACUUCACGAGGGAGCAAUGGAUGACUCCGCGGGAUCGCCUAUGUGCCCUGGGAUUCCCGGUCACGCCAAACACUUGGCACGCAAUGGGCGUGCCCAUGCUACCAGUCCAGGAUGAGAACAGAGCGUCCAGCAUUGGAGGCAACUCCUUUCAUUUUUCAUCCGCUACAAUCGCGCAGCUGGUUGCCUUGGCUUACUAUAGGACCCAAAUGUCUUGUUGAGUAGAUUUUCCGCAGACCUUUCUGCGCUGCAAUCAUGCCUGAGGGAGACCAGGUAAAUACCCUCGGGCAGGUGAAUUCAAACGUGAGUGGCUCGAUAUAUGGGCGUCAAGUCGUGGAGCCUGUAAUUCCGUAGAUGACAGCCAAUCACCAUGUGGGGAAACCACGUGCUGACAUGCCGACGUGUCCGUUGCCCCAAACAGGUGAAAGUGUGUGCGCAAUUUCCUUAUUGCCUUAUUUCCUUAUUUGUCCCCUCUCACACUCACUCACAUGUCCGCUACCG
Molecule: messenger RNA, 1864 nt
Organism: Durusdinium trenchii
Lineage: Eukaryota; Dinophyceae; Suessiales; Symbiodiniaceae
Source: the annotation of a GenBank genome assembly